CUGCACUCCACCGUAUUUUUUAUUUCGUAUUUUCAUUUUUAUAAUAUCAGUUUAUUUUGUAGCAAUUUCCAGAGGAUUUUGCUUCUACAAAAUCUUUCAUACGAGGGAAAUACAGCGGCCAUUAACUGAUGGAAAGUUAUAGAAAUUUAAAGAAACUUUUCACUGUGCAAUGAUUAAAAUGCAUAGAAAAAAAAUAUAUUAACUCGAAAGUUGAGCUCAAGUUUAAAACUCUGAAAAUAUUUACUCUCAAUAAGAUCUCUUAGAGAACACAUAAAUUAAGCGGAAACGAGUCCAGGAAAUUGUGUGAGCUAUCAGUACGGUUCUCCUUGUUAUCUACCCUAGCAACCAUUGAAUUGUAUCAAGAGGAUGUAAGAAUAAAACAAAAGAUUGUAAAAAAAAAUAAUAGAGUUCCAACUGGUUCCAGCUGCAGAACAGAACAGCCCGCAAUUCGCUGUCAAAAAUAAAAAUUUCCACUGCAAUGGGAGGCACAUAAUUAAAAAAUUACACAUCACAUUCUAUGCCAAACUAAUAUUUAACUGCUCAAAUCUUCGAAUAACUUGAUGAAUUAUCAAAAUUAUUUCACAAGACAAACAAUAUCCGAUCAAAUUGUGUUUGUGGAAAUAUUAGUGAUUUACUAUAAAAGGCUCAAUAGACGCGUAUAGCUGGCUGAAGGAGUUUCAGAUCUCUAUAAAUAUCAACAGUUAGCCGUCUGUAAACACAAUGCCGAUACAACAACCCAAGAAACAAAUCUCCAAGAUAUCCGAUAUGACACAAAUGUCGCUGAAUCUUAGCAAAGAAAAGAGCCGCAUGUCGCGCCAGGACAUGGGAGGAGGGGACAUGGAUUGGAUGCGAGGAAAAAUUCACCUCAAACCAGAUGACCAGCUACAGUUACCAGAAAUCGAACUGCAGGAAGAAAUUGCGAGAGUUCUGAUGAUGCACAAUACCCGUAUUCCAGAUGCGCUUGUCGAGUGGUCAUGGAGGCAAAGAGAGUUCGUCAGAUUGCCAAACCCGCCGCAUUUGGUCACGCUUUUGAACAUACCAGGAACGAUAUUACACAAAGAGUCAGAGGAAGCGAGAAUUCAAAUAUCGGGAGGAAUUAUCAUGGAUACUCAGGAAGAACCGAUAGAUUUCUUAGUUGAGAGAGACGAAGAUGACGAAGAGGAAGAGCAAGGUCGCGAAGAAGAAGAAGAUGGGCAAGACGCUAACCAAGAGGACGAAGAAAAAAUAGAGGAUGCUGAGAAGCCUGCAGAGGCCCAACAAGAACCUGAACCUGAGCCUGAACCAGACGAGGAGGAGGGUGAGGUAGUAAAGCCAAAAAAAGUUCCCAAUCAAUUCAACUUCUGCGAAAGAGCUGCUCUGACCUAUAAUAAUCUUAUGAGGGAAAUGUCUACUCAAACCGUACCUCCACCAAGAGCAACAUUCAACGCGCACGUUUUCCAGUGGAUAAUAUUUGAUGAAUAUCAGGAAGAUUAUGCUCAGCAACAACGAGAAAAAGAAAAGGAAAGAAAAGUACCUUUACCUCAACCAAAGAAAGAGGAUUUAAAACGAAAAGCUCAGAUGGAAGCAAUGGCUGCGAACAUUAGAAUGUUGCAGGCUUCUAAAACAUUGGAAAGAAUGGUGAAUCAGAAUAUUUUCAAUGAAAUAUCUCAAGACUAUCGGUACUGGAAUGAUCCAAGCGACGAGUUCAAAGACGGCGAAGGCUCUCUAUUGCCGCUGUGGAAGUUUAGUUAUGAGAAAUCAAAGAAGCACGAUGUCACCGACAUGUGCUUCAACGGAAGAUACAAUGAUUUCUUUGCUGUGGCUUUUGGAACAAUGUCAUUUGGGAGUCCAGUAAGCACAGGAAACGUCUGUCUCUUCAGUCUUAAAAAUCCAUCAUAUCCAGAGUGGAUUUGUCCGACUGAUUCUCCCGUCAUGUGUCUAGACUUCAAUGCUCAACACCCCCAUUUGCUGGUCAUUGGAACAAUGGAUGGUACAGUAGCAGUGUACAACAUAAUGUUGCCACCAACAGAGCCGCAAUAUAAGAGCAAUGAAGUUACGCAAAAGCACGGAGGUAUUGUAUGGGAGGUGAGAUGGGCGCCAGAUACCGAAGAAGGAAAUCUUACCUUCUAUAGCGUAAGCAUCGAUGGGAAAAUCAAUCAUUGGGUGUUAAAUCAGAACGAUUUAGGUGUCACCACCAUUAUGACAUUAUAUCUUGACAGACCUCCUAUUCCCGGGCCAGAUGGUACCAUGAUUACCCUGAAAGGAUGUGGAACAUGCAUAGCUUUCCAUCCGAACGAUGGAAAUAUAUUUCUAGUGGGAACUGAAGAAGGUACAAUUUACAAGUGCAAUACGGCUUACAGCAGUAUAUACAUGAGGACUUAUGACGAAGCCCAUAAUAUGCCUGUACACAGAAUUGUCUUCAACAAAUACAAUUCAAGCAUAUUUGCUAGCUGUUCCGGCGACUGGAGAAUCAAAAUAUGGGAAGACGAAAGGCUAGAGCCUCUGUUCAUGUUUGACCUUGGAGUGCCGAUCGGGGAUGUUCAAUGGGCUCCGUACAGUUCAACAGUUUUGGCUUGUGUGUCGAACGAUGGAAAAGUUACAGUGUUUGACUUGAAUAUAAAUAAAUAUCGGCCGAUUUGUACUCAAGCAAUUGUUAGUAAAAGAAGGAACAAGCUAACUAGACUGGCAUUUAAUGCUGCGCUGCCUUUCAUAAUCGUUGGGGAUGAUAAGGGAACAGUACACACGCUGAAAUUAUCACCAAAUUUACGACUCAAAAUAAAGCCGACGAAAAAGCAGUUGCAAAUGACACAGUACGAAUUAGAAGCGUUAAAAUUAGAACGGCUUCUGAGCUUUGUUAGAGAACCGCCAGUUUUAGUUCCCCCACCAGACGUUAGAAUAACAAAUUAGAUAUUCUGCGAAAUACAAAUUAAAUAGAACUUUAUCCAAAUAGAAAGAAAUAACUGAGAUUAGAUAUUCUUGUAAAUAUUUGAAUAUAUAAUAUUACUUUUAUAAAUGAAUAUAUUUGAAUCGUGGUUAAUAU
Messenger RNA from Neodiprion virginianus, 3019 nucleotides. Its product is annotated as dynein intermediate chain 2, ciliary. Gene Ontology annotation, biological process: outer dynein arm assembly; cilium movement. NCBI's taxonomy places the organism in Eukaryota, Metazoa, Arthropoda, Insecta, Hymenoptera, Diprionidae. The coding region runs from base 721 to 2886 and encodes 721 amino acids. The transcript has 14 exons. Gene Ontology annotation, cellular component: outer dynein arm. Gene Ontology annotation, molecular function: dynein heavy chain binding; dynein light chain binding. The record is from RefSeq and is a predicted model, not a curated record.